AAAUUGAUCAAAGUUUUAAAAUUAAAAGAUAAAGAAAUGUGGUUGUGCCCAUUGAUGGAGCCUUUCACGAGUUAUACUAUAAUCUCCUGUGGAAUUCGUUUUACAAAGCUCAGACUGUGAUUUCGGGCGGAUAUGAUCAUAAGCGGAAUCCAUAUGGAUUGGUGAUUUCAGUGCAUUUAAGUUUUAAACCAUGUUUAGUGAAGCAAAAAUGGAACAGUCGAUCAGUGAUACCUUAUCCAAUUGCUUGUCGAGACAAUUGGACGAAUACGAAUUAUUAAAGUCCAUGUACCCUGGAAAAGAUGAAAUUAUAUUGUCAGAUCCUAAAAUUAUACAGGAAAUAGAAGCCGUUAUAGGUGGCUCCACAGACUUUACCCCGCGUCACCUGGAUUUUAUUCUGAAACUUGUAGUUGAAAAUAUAAAACUGGAACUCUGCAUAAACUUGCCAAACUUUUACCCAAACGAAGAACCAGAUGUUUAUGUGCGAUGCAAUCAAUUUAACCGUCAUCAAGAAAGCAGUCUGAAUAGUCAAUUAUCUGCAUUUAUUAGAGAAAAUCAUUUAGGAGAAGUAUGCCUGUACACAAUAGUGACAUGGCUUCAGGAUAAUGUUGCUUUGUUCUCUAAAACAGAAGUUAUUGAGAAGCCAAAAGUAGAAGUUGAGAAAAGUGAAGUUACUGACAAGUUUGCCAGAUACUGGAUCCUCUCCCACCACAUAUACAACAAGCACAAGAGAGAUGUUAUACUGAAUACUUCUAGAGACUUUGAUGUCACUGGAUUCUGUGUGCCAGGAAAACCCGGUGUUAUAUACAUUGAGGGACCCGACGGUCACUGCAAGGAGUUUUGGAGGAUCAUCAAAGCCAUGUGCUGGAAAAAAAUUACACUGAGAAAGAUAGAGCUGUUUGAACCCGCACAACGGCCUACAGAACAAAAAUUUCAGUGCUUUAAAGAACUGUUUUUUCAUAAUCCCUCAAUCAAGAACAAUAAACAUGCAGACAUGGGUGUUUUUUCUAAAUAUAUGGAAGAAAUAGGUCUCAAUGAUGCAUUUCACGACUUUUUUGGCCUAUCUAAAGAUUGAUAAAUGCAAUCAGCAAUAGGUCUUAGUAUAAGUAGUUAACUGUUAGUACCUGUUAGUAGUUAACUGUAGGUACCUACUCAAUGUUAGUGAUAAACAAUAUUGAAAUAAGACUUGUUAACUUCUGCUGCUGUAAUCUAAUGUAAUCUACAUUUUGAUUCUAUGUUGAACUUUUUAAGAUUUUAUUAUUUACAAAUUUUAUUAUUAAAUAAGUGUGUUGUUCCGAA
Molecule: messenger RNA, 1296 nt
Organism: Plutella xylostella (diamondback moth)
Lineage: Eukaryota; Metazoa; Arthropoda; Insecta; Lepidoptera; Plutellidae
Product: RWD domain-containing protein 2A
Molecular function (GO): protein binding
Source: RefSeq, a predicted model, not a curated record